CGUCGGUGAGGGCGUCGACGUCUGCGUCGCGGGAGCAUGCAGCGGCGGCGACAUGCCGCGCCCCAGCCGCGACUCGUACGGCGACCAGAAGCCGCCCUACUCGUACAUCUCGCUGACGGCGAUGGCCAUCUGGAGCUCGCCCGAGAAGAUGCUGCCGCUGGCGGACAUCUACCGCUUCAUCACCGACCGCUUCCCGUACUACCGGCGCAACACGCAGCGCUGGCAGAACUCGCUGCGGCACAACCUCUCCUUCAACGACUGCUUCGUCAAAGUGCCGCGCCGGCCCGACAGGCCGGGCAAGGGCGCCUACUGGACGCUGCACCCGGCAGCCAUCAACAUGUUCGAGAACGGCUCCUUCCUGCGCCGCCGGAAGAGGUUCAAACUCCCUAAGGUGGAGAAGGAGGCCCUGGAGGCGGGGCUGGCGAGCAUGGCGUCCUCGCUGCACCCGGUGGGCGCGGGCGGCGCGCCGGCCACCACGCUGCCGCGGGCGCUGGCGGCGCCCCCCAAGUCGUUCAGCAUCGACAGCAUCAUCCAGCAGGACGCGCCGCCCCCAGCCGCCCCCCUGCCGCCGCCCGCGCUGCCCGUCAUGCCCACACCUCUAGAUUUCAACCGGCUGGUGCUGUCGACGCUGCAGACGGAGCGGGCGUCGCGCUGCUCGUCGGGGCUGUGCCCCGCAGCGGCGGCGGCCGUGGCGGCGUCCUACGUGUCGGCGUGCCUGCACCACCCGCCCCCGCAGCCGCCCCCGCCGCCCCCGGCCGUGUGGCUGCCGCCGCUGGCGCCGCAGUCGUACCCCUACCCGUACUCGUACCUGCACGCGGCCACGCUGUACGCCGCCGCGCUCGGCCUCCUGGGGCCCGCCGCCGCCUCCACGACGGCCGCCGGCGCCGCGGCGCUGCCCAAGGCGCCGCCCCUCAAGCCGCACGCGCUGCCGCCCCCGGCGCACGGACUCGCGCUGCCGCCGCCCGCGCCGCCGGCCACUCCCUUCCUCGACGUCGUCGACUCCAGUUCCAACAGCUCCACCGACUUGUUCGCCGCACACGUCAAGUCCGAGCUCUAGAACACGACCGUAGAGGAGCUCGGCUGAGAGGAACAUUGGUAUCUGAGGGUGAGUUACAGACUUGUAUCAGUGUUUUCUGUGUCCAGUUAUACCUGAGCUGUGGAAGUGUAGCGCCGGAAUGAUAACUACGUUGUGGUGUUCCUGUGAGUGCAUCACAAUCAGUCUCCACCACAGAAGCUUGAUGUGCUGGGAAUCGCUGUAC
Molecule: messenger RNA, 1259 nt
Organism: Schistocerca americana (American grasshopper)
Lineage: Eukaryota; Metazoa; Arthropoda; Insecta; Orthoptera; Acrididae
Product: fork head domain-containing protein FD5-like
Exons: 5
Coding region: 53-1057 (334 amino acids)
Biological process (GO): regulation of transcription by RNA polymerase II; anatomical structure morphogenesis; cell differentiation
Molecular function (GO): DNA-binding transcription factor activity, RNA polymerase II-specific; RNA polymerase II cis-regulatory region sequence-specific DNA binding
Source: RefSeq, a predicted model, not a curated record